Molecule: messenger RNA, 1011 nt
Organism: Chilo suppressalis (striped riceborer)
Lineage: Eukaryota; Metazoa; Arthropoda; Insecta; Lepidoptera; Crambidae
Source: the annotation of a GenBank genome assembly
AUGUUGUCCAUCCCCGAACUAGCUACGCAGAUUACCGAAAAAACGUUAUCAUUAUUGAAUGAAGGCAAUUCUCAUACUCUUAUUAUUGUAGGGAGCCCGUCAGUGGGAAAAACGACUAUGUUAUACUCGUUUCUUGACAAAACUGAUCCUCCUCGAGAAACUUUAGUUUUAGAAUAUUCUUUUGGUAGAAAAACUAACCAGAAACAAGGACUCGAAAAAACAAUUUGCCAUAUUUGGGAGUAUGGUGGAAAACUUGAUAUUAUAAAGAAAAUAUUACCAUCCAUACCGUUAAAGGGAAAAUGUUACUACUGUUUAAUGAUCGAUAUAAGCAAGAUCAAAAAUGUAUGGAAUACUAUAGACACCUGCAUCACUGCUAUGAAUGAAACUUACACUGACUCGAGUUUACCUGAAUUAGUAAUAAUAUGUGGAAAAUAUGACCUCUUCAAGAAUUACGAUGCUGAAAUACGAAAAAUAAUAUGCAUUACUCUUAGGAGUGUAGCUCUCCUCCUGAAUGCUCAUUUAUUGUUUUAUUCAUCAAAAGAUGCACAACUAAUAAAAAGAACAAAAGAUUUACUACAUUAUUUGGGCUUUGGGAGCAAUAUAACAUCAAAAGACAAAAACAUAAAUUUUAUGAAGCCUUUGAACAUUCCAAAAGGCGUGGAUUCGUGGGAAAGUAUCGGUGUUCCACCAUCUACUUUUGAUCAGUAUACCGACGAAACCAUCCUUUUGGCAACAUCUAUGGAUGCCAUUAGUGAACUGUUCCAACCACUCGAGGCAGAAAGUAGCAACAUUCCUCUAAGAGUAAACAGAGCAAAAACUAAAAUGAUGGUAGUUGACCAAGCCGGAAAGCAAGCAAAUUGCUUUCAAAUCAGCUAUGAAUGCAGCUUGGUGAGAGUAGCGCUGGAUAGAAAUCAGUGGAAGAAGAUCGUCCGCUCCAGACGCAACUCAUUUCUGAGGAUCGUGGUCAUCGUCAUGGCUUACCACGACUCUCAGACAGACAGAGAGCGAUAA